Salvelinus namaycush (lake trout) is the source of this 3197-nucleotide messenger RNA. Its product is annotated as E-selectin-like. Gene Ontology annotation, cellular component: membrane; external side of plasma membrane. Gene Ontology annotation, biological process: leukocyte tethering or rolling; negative regulation of complement activation, classical pathway; response to cytokine. Gene Ontology annotation, molecular function: oligosaccharide binding; sialic acid binding. Bases 92 to 2515 code for a protein of 807 amino acids. The record is from RefSeq and is a predicted model, not a curated record. The transcript has 14 exons. NCBI's taxonomy places the organism in Eukaryota, Metazoa, Chordata, Actinopteri, Salmoniformes, Salmonidae.
GAGAGCAGUAUCAUUUCAUCCACUGGAUAAGACUAGAAACAUAUCCUUUAGAGAUUUACCUGCAAAAGAGCAUCACAUUUAAAAACGUACAAUGGACUUCUGCUCUGCAUCACAGCAAGCCAGAAGCCCCAGCUCAUGGAUCACCCUCUUCCUCCUGUACUCAAUUGUCACCAUGUGCAGUAGAGUAGAGGGCUGGUCCUACCAUCACUCCAACAAAACUAUGAACUGGGACACUGCUAGAAAGUGGUGCACGGAGCACUACACUGACAUGGUGGCCAUCCAGAACCGUGGAGAGAUCUCCCACCUUAACAGCAUCCUGCCCAGGCAGACCAACUAUUACUGGAUAGGGAUCCGUAAGGUGGACGACGUGUGGACAUGGGUGGGGACCAAUAAGACCCUGACUAAAGAGGCAGAGAACUGGGCAGACGGAGAACCCAACAACGGGGGGAACAAGGAGGACUGUGUGGAGAUGUACAUCAAGAGAGAGAAGGACACAGGGAAGUGGAACGACGAGACGUGUAUGAAGAAGAAGACGGCUCUGUGCUUCACAGCCUCGUGUCAGAGCGACUCAUGUUACCAUGGAGAGUGUGUGGAGACCAUCAACAGCCACCGCUGUAAAUGCUUUGAGGGCUUCUACGGAGAGCAGUGUGAACACGUUGUUGAAUGUAAGAUGGAGGAGGUCACUGUCCCUGCUAAAGCCAGUGUCAGUUGCUCUCACCCCAAUGGGAAUUUCUCCUUUGACUCGACGUGUCAGUAUUCCUGUGAAGAGGGGUACCGGCUGAGCAGCUCCGGGCCUGUGAGAUGCACAGCCUCAGAAUCAUGGUCAGAACAGCCUCCCACCUGUGAAUUGGUCUUAUGCAGUGAGCUGUAUGAACCUGUGAAGGGUUCCAUGGCCUGCUCCCAUCCCCUGGGCUCCUUCAGCUACCUGUCCACCUGUACCUUUACCUGUGAGGAGGGCUAUGAGAGGCUGGCCUCCAGCUCUGCUACCCUGCAGUGUGGAGCCUCGGGACAGUGGAACGACUCACAGCCGCAGUGUGUUGCUGUAAGCUGCCCUACCCUCCAGCAGCCACAGGAUGGCGCUAUCAGCUGUGGAGAAGACUUCACCUAUGGAAGCAGCUGUAACUUUAGCUGCUCUGAGGGUUAUCUCCUCAAGGGGGCGAUCACGGUGACCUGCACAUCAGCUGCUGAGUGGAGUGAGGAGAUACCACACUGUGAAGUGGUCUUAUGCAGUGAGCUGUAUGAACCUGUGAAGGGUUCCAUGGCCUGCUCCCAUCCCCUGGGCUCCUUCAGCUACCUGUCCACCUGUACCUUUACCUGUGAGGAGGGCUAUGAGAGGCUGGCCUCCAGCUCUGCUACCCUGCAGUGUGGAGCCUCGGGACAGUGGAACGACUCACAGCCGCAGUGUGUUGCUGUAAGCUGCCCUACCCUCCAGCAGCCACAGGAUGGCGCUAUCAGCUGUGGAGAAGACACCUAUGGAAGCAGCUGUAACUUUAGCUGCUCUGAGGGUUAUCUCCUCAAGGGGGCGAUCACGGUGUCCUGCACAUCAGCUGCUGAGUGGAGUGAGGAGAUACCACACUGUGAAGUGGUCUUAUGCAGUGAGCUGUAUGAACCUGGGAAGGGAUCCAUGGCCUGCUCCCAUCCCCUGGGCUCCUUCAGCUACCUGUCCACCUGUACCUUUACCUGUGAGGAGGGCUAUGAGAGGCUGGCCUCCAGCUCUGCUACCCUGCAGUGUGGAGCCUCGGGACAGUGGAACGACUCACAGCCGCAGUGUGUUGCUGUAAGCUGCCCUACCCUCCAGCAGCCACAGGAUGGCGCUAUCAGCUGUGGAGAAGACACCUAUGGAAGCAGCUGUAACUUUAGCUGCUCUGAGGGUUAUCUCCUCAAGGGGGCGAUCACGGUGUCCUGCACAUCAGCUGCUGAGUGGAGUGAGGAGAUACCACACUGUGAAGUGGUCUUAUGCAGUGAGCUGUAUGAACCUGGGAAGGGAUCCAUGGCCUGCUCCCAUCCCCUGGGCUCCUUCAGCUACCUGUCCACCUGUACCUUUACCUGUGAGGAGGGCUAUGAGAGGCUGGCCUCCAGCUCUGCUACCCUGCAGUGUGGAGCCUCGGGACAGUGGAACGACUCACAGCCGCAGUGUGUUGCUGUAAGCUGCCCUACCCUCCAGCAGCCACAGGAUGGCGCUAUCAGCUGUGGAGAAGACUUCACCUAUGGAAGCAGCUGUAACUUUAGCUGCUCUGAGGGUUAUCUCCUCAAGGGGGCGAUCACGGUGACCUGCACAUCAGCUACUGAGUGGAGUGAGGAGAUACCACACUGUGAAGCCACACCUGAGCCUCCAUUGAACCCCACUAUCCUAGGCCUGGCAGCAGGGGGCGCUGUGUCAUUAUCUGGCCUGUCUCUGGCUGCAUGGCUCCUCAAACGAAUCAGACAGAAAGCUAACAAGUUUGAUCUGAACAGCACCUCAGACAUUGAGGAACCUUUACAGACCUACAGGAACAGCAUCGACAGCCUCAUAUAGAGACCAACAACAGUAACAGCAGGAACAACAGCAAGAAUAACUGCAGGAACAACUGCCGGAACAACUGCAGGAACCACUGCAGGAACAGCAUCGACAGCCUCAUAUAGAGACCAACAACAGUAACAGCCGGAACAACAGCAGGAACAACUGCAGGAACAGCAUCGACAGCCUCAUAUAGAGACCAACAACAGUAACAGCAGGAACAACUGCAGGAACAACUGCAGGAACAGGCUGGCUCUGUUUUCAAAGAAGAUCUGCUGGUCACACCUGGAUCACAGUUCCUCAGUAUUGUAAUGUAGUAGGUUAGAUAGCCUUGAAUCGUCUGACUGGGAGAGAGGUGCUACGUUGAGUAUACAGAAUCAUCUGUUCUCAUGAUGGUCCUACAGAAAAUGUCUUUUUUCUCCCUAAGGGAGUUUUGUAUUGAACAAAUUGUUCACCACUGGCUGGUAUAUGACCACAAGUGGCCAAAUUUCUUAUGAUACUGAUUUUGACAGCUAUUUUAUACAAACUACAGAAAGUUGUAUAUUGUAUUCCCCUGUAUAAUUAUUUGUAUUAUCAUAAAUAUAUUGUUAUGAUUUUACAAAACGGUGAAAUCAAUGCCUUUCAGUAUUUAAGUUUUAUUUAUUUUUAAACCACAGUCUGUGUGUUACAGAAUUAAAUUUGAUAUUGAAAAAGUGUCUUU